This is a messenger RNA of Cladophialophora yegresii CBS 114405, 1524 nucleotides long. RefSeq lists its product as uncharacterized. The transcript has 5 exons. Gene Ontology annotation, biological process: secondary metabolite biosynthetic process. The record is from RefSeq and is a predicted model, not a curated record. Gene Ontology annotation, molecular function: FAD binding; monooxygenase activity. Bases 1 to 1524 code for a protein of 507 amino acids. Lineage: Eukaryota; Fungi; Ascomycota; Eurotiomycetes; Chaetothyriales; Herpotrichiellaceae.
AUGGAUCCAGGAUAUCCCACUGGGUCCUUUCUCUACCUCGAACACGAGACGAAGGAUGGCACCGGCCCAAGACCCUCGUCGGUCAAGCUGCAGAUCGCAAUAGUCGGAGCCGGGGUUGGGGGUCUUUCAGCAGCUAUUGCUUUGCGACUGGACGGCCACGACGUCACCGUAUUCGAGUCAACGCCUGUCCUGAGCGAGAUCGGCGCUGGCAUUCAAGUUCCACCGAACUCGACACGUAUACUGCAUUCUUGGGGCCUGGAAGCUGCGCUGCGGCAAAUCUCGAUGGUGCCUCGAAGCUUGCUCUGGCGACGAUGGGAAAACGGCAAAAUCAUCGGCAACUCCAGAUUGAAUCCAGAAUGCCAGGACUGGUUCGGUUCCCCCUACUACGUCACCCACAGAGCGCAUCUGCAUGAGAUCCUGCACAGGAAAGCCGUUGAGCUGGGUGUAACGGUGCGACUGGCCAGCAAGGUGGAGAAGUACAAUGCCGAUGAGCCAUCGUUUGUCCUCGCCGGUGGGGAAACCGUGAGAGCAGAUCUCGUCGUGGCAGCUGACGGCAUUAAAUCCUUGGCUCGAAAGACGCUGCUCGGAACAGCAGAUAGCGGACUUCGAGAUCAUGGCCUAGCUGUGUUUCGGGCCACUGUGAGCGUUGAGGAGAUGUUGAAGAAUGAGAAGACUGCGCCGCUAGUCGAGAGCCCAAAUCUCCAUCUUUGGUGCCUGACCAUUGACAGGGUUGGGGGCAACAAUCACCACGUCAUGGCAUACAGAUUUGCCAACGACAAGCUACUCAACCUUGUUGUAACUCAUCCCGCUGAGGGCGAGCCUGAGACCUGGGACGGGAACGAUCAUGUUGCAGACUUGCGGAGGGAUUUCGAAGGCUGGGACCCGGCGUUGACCACAUUAUUUGGUAUGGUUCAGACCGCGGUGAAGUGGCCAUUAAAGGACAUACAGGUCCCAGACAGGUGGUCGUCGGCAAGUCGAAAGACGGUUUUGGUUGGAGACGCAGCUCAUGCCAUGCUGGCUUUCAUGGCUUCCGGCGCGGCAAUGGCGGUCGAAGAUGCAGUGGCUUUAGCAGAAAGCCUGCGCUUUGCUACCAGGAAGGACAUGGUCCCCCAAGCUGUCGCGAUUUUCGAACAAGUACGCAUAUACCGAGUGAAACGAGUGCACGAGGCCAGUGUCAAGCACGGGUAUACACUACACCUGUCCGACGGGCCAGAACAACAGAGCAGGGACAAGGCGAUGGAGAAGGAAGUCAAUGGCGAACAUUUCAUAUCGAGUCCCAAUCAGUGGAGUGAUCCGACCGUCCUGAGCUGGUUAUACCCACACAAACCAGCAGUGGCAGUGAGAAAGGCCUGGGUAGAGUGCGGUCCCAUGGACGGCAACGGGGUUAACGGGUUCCGGAAUAGCCAGAAGAGAGCAGCGGCUGUCGGAGGGAUGUGCGACUACGACCUGAAUCCGCCAAGUCACUUUCCCUGUGCGCGCAUUCGAUCAGAUUCGGUCGAGCUUGGUGCAGGGUGUUCAGCAUAG